AUGGGUAGAUUUCGAUUUGAUCUACUCAUCUUAUUACUCGCCAUACAUUGGUCCACUGCGCUUUCCGAUCUGGUCAUCUCCAAACUUGAUCGACGGAUUGAUCUUACUUCACAGAUUGUGCGGAUGAGUUUGAGCUUAAAGGUUGAAAAUACCGGUCCUGAUCCAGUUUCAGAGGUAUCUUUGACCUUUCCAGAAUACCAAGCAAAAAAUUUGGCGCUGUUAAUGGCUAUUAGUACUGAAGGGAAAGGGAAAACGAAAGGUUUCUCUAGCAAUCUUCCUAUCAAAGUUAAGCAACCUGAUGAUUCACCACCAUCACUAAUUUGGUAUGCUGUAUCUCUGCUUAAGGGACUGGGUAAGGGAGAAAGUUUGACCUUGGAGGUUUUGGCGGUAUUCACUCAUACAUUGCGACCAUUUCCCGAGAAAAUUACUCAGGCUGAAGCUCAGCUCUUCGUGUUCCAGGAUAGUGCACAUUUUCCCGUACCUUAUAAUGUUAAAAUCCAGUCACUGACUGUUAAACUGCCGAGUGAAAAUGUAGAAUCUUAUACAAAACUUGAAAAUACCAAGUUAUCUGGCUCAGAGAUCAAGUAUGGUCCUUAUGAGAAUCUUCCUGCUCUUUCAUACUCUCCGCUAGCUAUUCACUUUCCAAGUAAUAAGCCAUUUGCAGUCUCGCAAGAAUUGGUGCGCGAAAUAGAGAUCUCGCAUUGGGGCAAUGUACAGGUGACCGAGCAUUAUAACCUUAUCCAUGGUGGUGCUCAAAGCACGGGUGAAUUUUCAAGGCUGGACUACCAGGCUAGACCGAAUGUGCGAGGUGCAUCAGCUUUUAGGAAUCUUAUUGCCAUGUUACCACCAAGAGCCCAUUCGAUAUACUACAGGGAUGCAAUUGGCAAUAUUUCAACAUCUAAUAUAUAUGGUGAUUCAAGCAAGACACUACUGGAAAUUGAACCUCGAUAUCCUAUGUUUGGUGGUUGGAAGACUUCAUUCACCAUCGGAUAUGGUUUGCCACUUCGAGACUUCUUGUUUCAAUCAGGGGGAUCCCGCUUCCUUAAUAUUUCAUUUGGUUCACCCAUGAAUGAUGUGCUCGUUGAAAACCUUACUUUGAAGGUUGUUUUACCAGAGGGAUCAAAAGAUAUAUAUGUUUCAAUUCCAUUCUCUGCAAAACAGUCACGAGAGACAAAGUUUUCCCAUUUGGAUAUUGCUGGUAGACCCACAGUUGUAAUAGAAAAGGUUAAUGUUGUCCCAGAGCAUAACCAGUAUUUCCAGGUCUACUACAAGUUCAGCAACCUUUCAUUGCUUACGGAACCUUUGAUGUUGAUAUUUGGCUUUUUCUCCCUAUUUGUUGCUUGCAUCGUGUAUAUGCAUGCCGACUUUACCAUCUCAAAGACUUCUGCUUCUUAUUUGGCAAAACUUCAAUGGGAUGAGGUGCAGGCAACUAUUCAGCAACUCCACGAUAUCAUUAAUCAUUGUCUAGCGAUCCAUGACAAACUAGAAGCUUCAUUAAGAGAACUUUCUAGAACAGGAGAUGUCCAAGCUUGUAAAGCAGUCCGCAAAUCAGCCGACAGUUUGUUGAAGGACCUUUCCAAAGACUUAAAGCCCCUUUUGGCUUUCUUACAAUCUUCUCCACAAGCUGCACAUAUAUUACCCAAGGUGGAGGAGUUGGUUGUAAAGGAGAGAGAUCUGCAAGAAAAGAUUAUGCUAAAACACACAACAGUGGUGGACUCUUAUGAGAAAAAAUCCGGGGGGCGGGAUAUCGAGAACCGUGUGGCUUCAAUCCAGCAGAAAAUCACAGCUUUGAAGCAGGAAGUUGAUGAUCUUCUUGAGUUUGUCGAAGAUAUUUAAUCGGUAGGACUUAAUGCUCUUCAAUGGCGUUCGGUUAUGCUGCAUUCUGUAAGGAUGUCCACCUCCUUAUCUGUUGUGCUAAAGCUGUCGGGAAUUGGUUGUCUUUUGUUCAACGUAACGACUUUACGUCAGUAGUUUAUGAACCUAGAUUUUGAAUGAGAUUUUGUGUUGUUUUUUUAUGACAUUAUGUAGAAACUUAAUUUUUAUAUGAAAUAGACCUGAGUUUUUAGUGAA
This is a messenger RNA of Cynara cardunculus var. scolymus (artichoke), 2070 nucleotides long. Its product is annotated as dolichyl-diphosphooligosaccharide--protein glycosyltransferase subunit 1A. Gene Ontology annotation, cellular component: membrane; oligosaccharyltransferase complex. The record is from RefSeq and is a predicted model, not a curated record. The transcript is spliced from 10 exons. Lineage: Eukaryota; Viridiplantae; Streptophyta; Magnoliopsida; Asterales; Asteraceae. The coding region runs from base 1 to 1836 and encodes 611 amino acids.